This is a messenger RNA of Monodelphis domestica (gray short-tailed opossum), 1001 nucleotides long. RefSeq lists its product as uncharacterized. The record is from RefSeq and is a predicted model, not a curated record. NCBI's taxonomy places the organism in Eukaryota, Metazoa, Chordata, Mammalia, Didelphimorphia, Didelphidae.
AUGAAAUAUUAGCCCCAUUUCCAAUUUCCCAUUUGGUGUUGAGGUCCGUAGCCUUGCUCUCCAAUUUGUCACAAUGGAAGCCUUUCUGAGGUUGGUUUUGCUGUGCCUUUUAAUUUGCCUAAGCUGGGCUGAUGAUGAACCAGUGACUGUGGACUGUAAUCUUCUCAUGUUCCGGGUGUCGGUGAAAAAAAAUUUGUUUGGUGCUUGCAGUUCCUUGAAAGCUGAAGAACUGAUUCUUGGGACGGGUUGUCGAGUUAAUGGAGAGAAGCCAAAUAUAUUUGAGCUACACUAUUCUGUUACAGAGUGUGGGAUUCAGUUUGAGGCUUUUGAAACACAUGUGAUCUAUAAAAGUAAGCUCUAUUAUACUCCCGUGUGUGCCAUGUUUGGUCAUGCGUCAUGUGAAUUCCCCUUGACCUGCACAGUGUUUAGGACAACAAGCUCACGGAAGAUGGAGGAGGAGCCUGUUGCUAAUCUGCCAUCUCGGGACCACAAAGAAUCUCGUGCCCUGAGAAUGCAGGCUAGUGAAUAUGGCCCCAUCCAUUGGAGUCGAGAACUCUGUGGCAUCCUGGGGAGAUCAGGAAAAAUGUUCUCUUCAGAACAAAAGACUGACUCUUGGAGCCGGUUCUUUGUCCCUGCCUUCACUCUGAGCUCUGUACUUUGCCACCUUUUUUGCCAUGGAGAUUUUGUACCAACUGCAUCCUAAGAUAUCACCAAGGAGGCAGCCACAAGAUGGCCAAUGCCACUAUUGUGUGAGCCUCACAACCCUGGUUCCAAACAUUGGGGAGUUGGCAUUGUUUAAGCUUGCCUUGGUGAGAUCCUCACUGUGUUUUUAAAAUUCAUUUAAAGGAUAAACACGCCCAAUUCUGUCCUUAUUUUAUGAUGUCUGUACACAAGGGGGCUAUGUGCAUUUUAAAUGAAGACUUGUAUGUGCAUAUAAUACACAGAUCAUAUGUAUGUUAUAAUUAUUUGCUAAUUUAAUAAAUCAAAUGCAUAUAUCUCAU